AUGGCAGAAGCAGGCAAUGGAUACGAAUUGAGAAUUCGAUAUUUGCCAAAAGGAUUUCUAAACCAGUUCACGGAGGACAAACCAACUCUAAAUUUUUUCUAUCAGCAGGUGAAAAAUGACUAUAUGUUAGAAAUAGCAGAUCAAGUGGACCAGGAAAUUGCUUUGAAACUAGGUUGCCUUGAAAUCCGGAGAUCCUACGGAGAGAUGAGAGGCAAUGCAUUAGAAAAGAAGUCCAACUAUGAAGUGUUAGAGAAAGAUGUUGGUUUAAGACGUUUUUUUCCGAAGAGUUUACUAGAUUCAGUGAAGGCCAAAACGCUGCGAAAAUUAAUCCAACAAACAUUUCGACAAUUUGCCAACCUCAAUAGCGAAGAAAGUAUUUUGAAAUUCUUUGAGAUCCUCUCUCCAGUGUACAGAUUUGACAAGGAAUGCUUCAAGUGUGCUCUUGGUUCAAGCUGGAUUAUUUCAGUGGAACUGGCAAUCGGCCCAGAAGAAGGAAUCAGUUACCUUACAGACAAGGGUGCAAAUCCAACUCAUCUAGCAGACUUUAAUCAAGUGCAAACGAUUCAGUAUUCAAACAGCGAAGACAAGGACAGAAAAGGGAUGUUGCAACUCAAGAUAGCAGGUGCACCUGAGCCUCUGACAGUGACAGCACCAUCCUUAACCAUUGCAGAGAACAUGGCUGACUUGAUAGACGGAUAUUGCCGACUGGUGAAUGGAGCUACGCAGUCCUUUAUUAUCAGGCCACAGAAAGAAGGUGAAAGAGCUUUACCAUCAAUACCAAAGCUGGCCAACAAUGAGAAGCAAGGAGUCAGGUCACACACAGUCUCUGUCUCAGAUGAAAUUAGUGGGGACGAGACAGAUGACUAUGCAGAGAUUAUAGAUGAAGAAGAUACUUAUACAAUGCCAUCCAAAAGCUAUGGAAUAGAUGAAGCCAGAGAUUAUGAAAUUCAAAGGGAGAGAAUUGAACUGGGGCGCUGCAUUGGCGAAGGACAGUUUGGAGAUGUACACCAAGGAGUUUACAUGAGUCCG
Molecule: messenger RNA, 1029 nt
Organism: Tauraco erythrolophus (red-crested turaco)
Lineage: Eukaryota; Metazoa; Chordata; Aves; Musophagiformes; Musophagidae
Source: RefSeq, a predicted model, not a curated record